Messenger RNA from Oryctolagus cuniculus (rabbit), 1325 nucleotides. It is a transcript of the gene ATP6V1E1, whose product is annotated as ATPase H+ transporting V1 subunit E1. The record is from RefSeq and is a predicted model, not a curated record. Gene Ontology annotation, molecular function: proton-transporting ATPase activity, rotational mechanism. Gene Ontology annotation, biological process: proton transmembrane transport. Lineage: Eukaryota; Metazoa; Chordata; Mammalia; Lagomorpha; Leporidae. Gene Ontology annotation, cellular component: proton-transporting two-sector ATPase complex, catalytic domain.
GAUGGGCUGCGCGGUCACCCAGAAGGAACCGGAAGCUGGAGUUAUAAGUACAGGGAGCCGAAGGUCGACCUGGAAUUUUCCUCUUCUGUGCCUGCAGUGGGGACCGUCGGCCUAGUAUCGCUUUCGCCAUGGCCCUCAGCGAUGCUGAUGUGCAAAAGCAGAUUAAGCACAUGAUGGCUUUCAUUGAACAAGAAGCCAACGAGAAAGCAGAAGAAAUAGAUGCAAAGGCGGAAGAGGAAUUCAACAUCGAGAAAGGUCGUCUUGUGCAAACCCAGAGAUUGAAGAUUAUGGAAUACUAUGAGAAGAAAGAAAAGCAGAUUGAGCAGCAGAAGAAAAUUCAGAUGUCCAAUUUGAUGAAUCAAGCAAGGCUGAAAGUCCUCAGAGCAAGAGAUGAUCUUAUCACAGACCUUCUAAAUGAAGCAAAACAGAGACUCAGCAAGGUGGUGAAAGACACAACCAGGUACCAAGUGCUGCUCGAUGGAUUGGUCCUCCAGGGUUUAUACCAGUUGUUGGAGCCCAGAAUGAUUGUUCGUUGCAGGAAACAAGAUUUCCCUCUGGUAAAGGCUGCUGUGCAAAAAGCAAUCCCUAUGUACAAAAUUGCCACCAAAAAAGAUGUUGAUGUCCAGAUUGAUCAGGAGGCCUACCUGCCUGAGGACAUAGCUGGUGGAGUUGAGAUUUAUAAUGGAGACCGUAAAAUAAAAGUUUCCAACACCCUAGAAAGCCGGUUGGACCUCAUAGCCCAGCAGAUGAUGCCAGAAGUAAGGGGAGCUUUGUUUGGUGCGAAUGCCAAUAGGAAGUUUUUGGACUAAGCCUUUGAGAGGUGGAGUUCAUCUGCUGCUCCACUGCUAUGAUACAGUUUGUGCUAUGAUACAGAGUUUGUGGUGUUUGAAGAAACAAUAUCAAUGUAGCUCCCUCCUUGCUGUUUUAAUAAUGUUCUGUAUUUAUCAGUGGAUACCAUUCCAUCGCGGGUGCCCUUGGCCUAAUUGUUAAUGGGAAAGACUUGCUUGAUGUGAUCAGGAACCUACCUCUGGUUCACGUGGAGGCUGCAGCUUCUGUUGCUUUUGUAGCACAGAGGGAGGGCUCAGAUGGUGGCUGUGGACUGCAUGGGUCUCCUGUUCUUCCGUCUCUGUACUCACAGGUGGUGUGUGUGGUGUGCUCUGCUGUGAUGGCCCUGCUCUUUGUGUCUAAAGCACAUGUAGGCAUGCAUCCUUCUAGAAAUAGUGGCUUCACUCACUGUUACCUGUUCAACCCUCAACUCUGCUACUGUGAUUUAAAAUCUAAGCCAUGGGUACGCUGUAUUUAUUAAAAUAAAAAGUUUAUGUGGA